CUCUCUCUCUCUCUCUCUCUCUCUCUCUCUCUCUCUCUCUCUCUCUCUUUCUCUCUCUCUCUCUCGCGGUAUGUCUCAGACGUUUCUUUAGGGAAAGGCUCACUAAGUGCCGUGCAACACUCUCACUGGCAGUGUGGCCUCAGAAGCCGUCCUCCGCACACCGCCACAGUCCACACCUGACUUACCGCCCCUGCCUCAGUGUUGCCGCCGCCACGUAGGGAAUUUGCAGCGCUCGGAGCAGCGGCAAGCGGAGAGUAUGUGACCACGCGCGUGUGUGUGUAUGUGUGUGUGUGUCUAAUCAGUCCCGUCGGUCACUCGUGUUGAAAAUGAUGAAUGUGACGAGAGACAUUUGUUGCUGUGACGUUUGUGAUAACUGUGACCUGCCACUGCCACCACGCGCCGCCAGGAAGGGCUGCUGAAGGUCUACUGCGUGUGUGUGGGUACUCGGGUACUCACUACUCACUUCCCAGCCGGCGCGGUUCCCCACACGCACACCUUCUCCGCUGCUCCUUCCCUCCGUGAGCUUCCUGAAGGAGGCACAAAAGCAGAGGCAUGGAGCGCAGUCAUGGCAUCGUGCGGGCAAUCCCAGUGGCCGUCAUCAGGAGCCUGGUGGUGGUGAUACUCGCCGCGAUGGGCCGCCGCCACCACUUCGAUUCCUCAGGCGCCCUCAAGCUGCAGUACGACUUUGUGAUCGUCGGGGGCGGGUCUGCAGGCAGCGCCCUCGCCGCUCGCCUCUCAGAAGUGCCGGGCUGGCAAGUACUGCUACUAGAGGCCGGGGACGCGCCACCCCCGGAGAGCUAUGUGCCGGGUUACCAUCAGCUGCUGCUGCACGGCGACGCUGACUGGAAGUACUUCGCUGAGCCUGAGAGGGACGCGUUCAGGGGCUUUACUGGCCAGAGAAUCCCGUACCCGAGGGGCCGCGUGCUGGGCGGGUGCUCCAUCAUCAACUCUCUCUUCUACGUGCGCGGCAACAGGCGUGACUUCGACAACUGGGAGGCGAUGGGCAACCCGGGGUGGGGCUACGAGGAGGUGCUGCGCUACUUCAAGAAGAUGGAGGACUUCAAGGACAGGAGGCCAGGUAAGCGGCUUGGGCGCGGCGGCCCUGUCACGGUGGAGACCAAGGCGUGGCGGACCCCCGUGCUGGAAGGCUUCAUGAAGGCUGGCUACCAACUGGGAUUUUCCGAAGUGCACCCCAGCGAUCCCGACCAAGUGGGGUUCGCCGCUGUGGAGCUCACCACGCGAGGUGGUGUGAGAUGGUCCACUGCGGAUGGCUACGUGCAGCCCGCCACGGGUCGCCCCAACCUGCACGUGGUGCUCAACGCCCACGUCACGCGCAUUCUCUUCAACGGUAAAAAAAGAGCCAUUGGUGUUCGCUUCAAGCACCGAGGGGAGAUGAAGAACGUUUAUGUGAGGCGCGAGGUGGUGCUGAGUGCUGGGGCCAUUGGAUCUCCUCACAUUCUCAUGCUGUCUGGUGUGGGCCCCGCCUACCACCUCGCUCAGCACGACAUUAAGAUCGUGGCUGACGUCCCUGGGGUCGGCCAGAACCUGAACGACCACCCCUACCUCACUGGGCUCGCCUGGACCAUCAACAACGGCAGCUCCUUCAACAUCUUCGACACCGUGCAGCCUUCAGUCAUCGCCGAGUACGUGAGGAGCAGGAGCGGCCUGCUUUCCACGCCCAUAUCUAUCGAGGGGCACGCCUGGCCCAGAGCUGCCGUCGGUGACCCACAGUGGCCCGAGGUUCAGAUGGGCUUCACUCCCUUCACGCUGGGGAACGACUACGGCAUCCUCAGCUCACGCGUCCUCGGCUUUGACAGAAACUUCUACCGUCAGUACUUCCGCGGCCUUGGCGGAGUGGAAGGCUUCUCACUGGGCCCUAUUCUCUCUCGCCCCAAAAGCCGUGGUAAUGUCACUCUGGUCACCUCAAACCCCUUCCACGCCCCACGCAUCUCCCUCAACUACUUCUCCCAUCCCGACGACAUAGUGACCUUCAUAAGAGGCAUGAAAUUCGCCUUUGAAAUUGCCUCGACUCCAGCACUGCGAGACGACUUCGGCGCUCGCUUCUACGACAAGGUGCUGCCGGGGUGUGAGGCGUUCGUGCCUCUCUCAGACGCCUAUCUCGAGUGCUACGCGAGGACCCUUACUGGCACCAUCUACCAUCCCUCCGGCACGUGCAAGAUGGGGCCUGCCUCUGACCCUUUCAGCGUAGUGGAUCAUCGGCUCAAGCUGCGGGCGGUGCGGGGCCUGCGAGUCGUGGACGCCUCUAUCAUGCCGCAGAUCACCUCGGGCAACAUCAACGCGCCCACUAUUAUGAUCGGAGAGAAGGCAGCGGACAUGAUAAAGUACGACUGGAAGACGUCCUAGCGCCGCCUAAUCACCCGAUCUCAUUACACCUCACGGCGAGGCUCUGGCAGCCCUUGCAAACACUCAGGAAGUUACCUACGAACUUUCUCGCUAAUGAACGCGAAUCCCAAGCGAGAGCCUCCAUAGUAGUAAUAGUAGUAGUAGUAGUAGUAGUAGUAGUAGUAGUAGCAAGAGUAGUAGUAGUAGUAAUGGUAGUAGUAGUAGUAGUAGUAGUAGUAGUAGUAGUAGUAGUAGUAGUAGUAGUAGUAGUAGUAGAAGUAGUAGUAGUAGUAGUAAUAGUAGUAGUAGGUGCAGUAGUAGUAGUAAUAACAACAAUAAUAAUAAUAAUAAUAAUAAUAAUAAUAAUAAUAAUAAUAAUAAAAAUAAUAGUAAUAAUAAUAAUAAUAAUAAUAAUGCUAUCAAGUGCAAAUUCUUUUCACAAAAUGGAAUUGUUCUGUAAGAAAAUCACGUAGAAAAUCCAUAGAAGUAGAAAACAACAAUCCCUUUCACAAACACACACACACACACACACACACACACACACACAUUUAGACACCCCUAUUCAGAAGACCACAGACAAGACAGAAGGACAUUCAUGAUGAGGCAACACUUCAUCACUAUAAGAUCUACACAGUUCCACAGUCUGCCUACCGACACGCUCAGGCUCACUUUGCCAUCCCAUAAUCAGCUGCAGACAGUCAACCUUCAUAUAAUAUAUUCACUACCGUCAACUCACACUAUUAUAAACUCAACUGACUUUUUUUUUUUGUGUGUGUGUGUGUGUGUGCGUGUGUGUGUGUAGAAAUGAAGACGUGGUAUCUUGGAGUCAGCUGGGUUGGAGUAUAAUCUUGGAGACAGCCGGGUUAGAGUGGUAUAUUGGAGUCAACCAGGUUGGGGUGGUAUCUUAUAGUUAGGCGGGGCCGGAGUGGUAUUUUGGAGUCUGCCAGGUUCGGGUGGUAUCUUGGGAGUCAGGCGGGCAAGGUGAGAAGGGAGCGAGGAGGAAGAAUGGUGUGGGUGAUCUGAACCUGAAAUUCAAGGGUUCGUAUUCUGAAUCGCUUCACUCUCUCAUAACGAGUAGUUUCAAACACCAAAAAUUACUAAUGUUUUCAUGUUUUUUUUUUUUUUCCAAUUAGUGAUGCAGAAAUAUUGUUUAGUUAGCUGUCGCUACUCAUGAAAACAUCCUUAUAACCCUGGUAACAUCCAUUAGAUCAGCAUUUCUCAGCCUUUUCCGACCUCAUCACAUCAACGGGCGGUACCAAGGUACAUAAGAAGGAUUUACAUCAUCAUUAGGCGGUUGUGAGCCAGUCAUAAAAUCACACACAAAGAGGACGCUGAAAAAUACCGAGCCACGAAUCUUUAACCCGCGAACUUCCUGUUGGAUUAACUGUCUGACUUGCUCUGCAUUAUGCAGUUUUUUUUUUCACGUCACUACUCUUUGUUUUCCGGUAAAUGUGAAAUAUCCUCCAGACUUAGGUUAAUUAUUUCUAAGCCUGUUUUCAGAAGAAAAAUCCUCCAGCUGAUCGGAUGGUGCACAAACGUGUUGCUUGCAUGUUCCGCACAACACAAUCUUGCCCUCGUGAAGCAGUACUGCUACCGCGUGACCCAAUUCCAUGAUUCGCGUACUAAUUACUUAACUGCAUAGUGCUACGUAGCUGUUGCUGAUCCCAAAGUCUGUGCUGCAUACGCACCACAAUGGACUGACUGGCUUAGCUACAUCCUGUUUUCCUCUUUGCCCUGAAAGGUAUUAGUACCUCCGCUUCAUUCAACAUCACAACCACAACCAUACAAUUAAACGUACCUGCUUUGGAGUAGUAUGUCUCCUGCUCCGUGCCGCAGCUCAGCUUGAUCAGUGACAGUCACCAGGGUCUCGUUUCGCUGCCCAAAGGAUCGGACCAAGGUAUCGUACUCCCGAACAUUUCAGUGUAUUAUCUCACCUUGGCAUACCAGCUCUAGUGGAAGUUAUCGAGAUUUUCAGGUGUUUUCAUGAUUCUAGUGAUAAAUUAUCAAGAUUUUUGCAUCAAUACUGGGAAAAGACCCACGAAAACCCGAUCUAUUAUCUGUGACCUCUUUUUUAUUUAUUUAUUUAUUAUUUUUUUUUAUAUAUAGUAAAAUCCCUCUCGUCCGGCAUUCGAGUAUCCGGCAGCUUCAAGUAUACGGCACAUUUUUCCCCGAGCCUUAAAAUCAAUAAAAAAUCAAUGUGUACUCAUAAAAUCGAUUAAAAUUCCUUAAUGUUAAGGAUGCGAUAUUCAUGGCUUCACUUGCUUGGCUAGACGUUAAAAGGCAAAACAUUGAUGCGAUGUUGGCGCAAAUUGUACCCUUUAAUGAUGUGUGAUGAUGAGGAUGAUGAGGAGUUUGAAGGGUUUGUAGGUGGCAUGAAAAAUUCGGUGGUGAGCGAGCUGAGGGAAAUGGGGGAAAUGUGCAACUUAAAGUGACAGAUGAAACGUUACAGGAAUAGGUGGACGUGGACGAAAAUCAGGCCGUAACAUUCACUCACACAGACGAGGAACUUAUCAACGCUGUAGUAGAAGAUCAUUUAGAGAAAAUUAGUGAUGAUAGUGAUGAUGAUGAUGAUGAUGAUGAGCCUAAAGUAACUUGGGAACAGGCUGCGAAACACAUAGCUGGCUUUGUCAGGUUUGCUGAGCAGUGCACAUACAUGUCAACCCGAGAUGUUAUGACCCUUCACUGCAUUGAGAAUGAGUUUUUGCUGCAAAAAAGAAGGAGCUGCAAACA
Molecule: messenger RNA, 5073 nt
Organism: Scylla paramamosain (green mud crab)
Lineage: Eukaryota; Metazoa; Arthropoda; Malacostraca; Decapoda; Portunidae
Product: glucose dehydrogenase [FAD, quinone]-like
Exons: 13
Coding region: 553-2364 (603 amino acids)
Molecular function (GO): flavin adenine dinucleotide binding; oxidoreductase activity, acting on CH-OH group of donors
Source: RefSeq, a predicted model, not a curated record